This is a messenger RNA of Triplophysa dalaica, 3974 nucleotides long. It is a transcript of the gene rtel1, whose product is annotated as regulator of telomere elongation helicase 1. Gene Ontology annotation, biological process: regulation of double-strand break repair via homologous recombination; negative regulation of t-circle formation; DNA replication. Lineage: Eukaryota; Metazoa; Chordata; Actinopteri; Cypriniformes; Nemacheilidae. The transcript has 33 exons. The coding region runs from base 229 to 3747 and encodes 1172 amino acids. Gene Ontology annotation, molecular function: DNA binding; DNA polymerase binding; ATP binding. Gene Ontology annotation, cellular component: nucleus. The record is from RefSeq and is a predicted model, not a curated record.
UGAGUGUACCGAUGAACUACAAGAGAAGAAGAGAAAAACCUCUGGCGCGCCAGUGCUGUUGUCAAAUCGUGUGAAUGCAGUGCAAUGUGAGGAUUUUUGUCAAUAACAGUUGAUCGCAUUGCAUGAUUCUUUUAUGAACUGUUGCUGAAGGACUAUGGUUGUUUCUACAAAUAUGCCGAACACGUGGACUCGGAGUGCUGUUGCUUUUUGAAUGUGAGCAGUGUGAAAAUGCCUCUUCUUAAAUUGAGAGGAGUCAAUGUGGACUUUCCAUUCACUCCAUACCCGUGCCAGGAGGACUACAUGAGUAAAGUCAUCGAGUGCCUGCAGGAUAAAGUAAAUGGAGUUCUUGAAAGUCCCACUGGCACAGGUAAAACGCUUUGUCUGCUGUGUUCGACACUCGGGUGGAGAGACAACUUUAAAGACACCAUCUCUGCCCGCAAGAUUGCUGAAAGAUUGGGAGGUGCUGAGAUGUUCUCAGACAGACCAAUGUCAUCAUGGGGAACUUCAGCCACGGACGGAGACACACCAACUUACUACAGUGAUAUCCCCAAGAUCAUUUAUGCAUCCAGAACACAUUCCCAGCUAACACAGGUCAUAGCUGAGCUGAAGAACACAUCAUACAGGCCAAAGAUUUGUGUUUUAGGAUCUAGAGAGCAGCUUUGCAUAAACCAGGAGGUGAUGAAACAUGAGAGCAACCACAUUAAGGUCCACAUGUGUAGAGCAAAAGUGUCGACACGCUCCUGUAUGUUUUAUAACAAUGUUGAUGAGAAAAGCACUGACAAGGACAUCCUGAAUUCUAUACUUGAUGUGGAGGAUCUAGUGAAAAUUGGCAAAAAGCAAAAAGUUUGUCCAUACUACCUGUCACGUUCACUCAAACAACACGCUGAUAUCAUCUUCAUGCCCUACAACUACCUGCUUGAUCCAAAGAGUCGAAGAGCACACAACAUCGAGCUGAAAGGAGCUGUAGUUAUUUUUGAUGAAGCUCAUAAUGUAGAGAAAAUGUGUGAGGAGUCUACCUCAUUUGACGUCACACCAUAUGACCUGAUAUCUGCCAUUGAGGCUGUGGAUAGAAUCCUGCGAGAACAAACAUCAGAAAUCAGCAAAACAGAAUCUGCUGAGGAUUUUAAUGUGGAGUCACUAAACUCUGGAUUAAAACUGGACCUUAAUACAAUUGCUAAAAUAAAACAAAUUUUAAUGGAUCUGGAAUCAUCUAUUAAUGGUUUUGAGAUGCCAGGAAAUAAUCAAGGUAUAACCAAACCUGGCAGCUUCAUUUAUGAGCUUUUUCAGAUGGCUCAUGUGAACUUUGAGACUAAGACAGCUGUAGUGGAGGCCAUGGAUCAGAUCACAGGAUAUUUAGCUGGAAAACCUGGUGUAUUCCUGAAUACCAGCGGACUCCAGAAAGUUGCAGAUAUUAUACAGUUAGUGUUUGCAGCAGAACCUCCAGAGGGCGGCAAAAAACCACAGACAGCAGACACAAUGAAGCAGUUUAAGGUUCACAUUCAUCCAGACACCAGCAGCUUCAAGAAAAAACAAACUGCCGAUGUUUGGGCUUCAUCCUCUACUAAAAAACAAGGGAAUGUUCUGAGUUACUGGUGUUUCUCUCCGGGGUUCAGCAUGCAGGAAUUGCUCAGACAGGAAGUGCGCAGCGUCAUUCUCACCAGCGGGACUCUCUCGCCGCUCUCAUCAUUCACCUGUGAAAUGCAAAUUCCUUUUCCCGUAUCCCUGGAGAAUCCUCACGUCAUUCAGCGUGAUCAGAUCUUCGUCAGCAUCAUUGAUAAAGGCCCAGACGGAGUGAAGUUGAGCACAGCGUUUGACAGGAGGUUUGUUCCUGAAAACAUGUCUUCUAUGGGAAACACUGUUGUCAAUCUGUCAAGGGUGGUUCCUCAUGGACUGCUGGUGUUUUUCCCCUCAUAUCCGGUCAUGGACAAGACUAUGGAGUUCUGGAGGGCUAAUGGACAUGCAGAUCGCAUUGAACACAUGAAGCCCAUAUUUAUAGAACCCAGGGGCAAAGGCACAUUCACAGAGGUUAUUGAUGGUUACUAUGAUAAGGUGAACGACCCGAAAUCCAGUGGAGGAAGCUUCUUCGCCGUGUGUAGAGGAAAGGCAAGCGAAGGGUUGGAUUUUGCUGACACGUACGGUCGAGGGGUCGUGAUCACUGGACUUCCUUUCCCCCCCAGAAUGGAUCCCAGAGUGGUGCUUAAGAUGCAGUAUUUGGACGAGAUGUGCAGAAAUAAAACCAGCGGAGUGAAGUAUCUGUCUGGACAGGAGUGGUACAGACAGCAGGCGUCUCGAGCUGUCAAUCAAGCUAUAGGCAGAGUGAUCCGCCACAGAGACGACUUCGGUGCCAUCUUUCUCUGUGACCAAAGAUUCAAAAGCACAGAAGCCCGGAAUCAGCUUCCUUCGUGGGUGAGACCGUACGUUCAAACAUACGAUAGCUUCGGUACCAUGGUCCGCGAUGUUGUUCAGUUCUUUCGCACUGUGCAGAAAAACAGACCAGUGCCUAUGAAAAAAGGAAGAGUGGAGGGGUGUAAGAGUCAGUGUCCAGGCUCCAGCCGUCCUGUUAGCAAUGGCUGGCUCAGUGACCCCUCACAAAAGGCCAAAGCCAUAGACGCGCACGUCCCCAGCUUAAAGAGGAGAAAAUUGGAUGAGCAUUCUGGACGUGAUGGAACGGCCAAACUUUGCAUUCAGUAUGAGAUGGAGAUGACAAGUAAGAAGAAACCAGUCAGUUUGCUGGAUGCCCUGGAGUACAGCAACAACAAAGGAGAGACAGAAGACAGUAUGGUUGGAGAAGAAAGGGCGAGUCGCUUAUCUACGCUCUCACUUCAGCAUGACAAACGUCUAGAUGAUGAAUCGAGGGGUGGGAAACGGAAAAUUAAAGUAGUUCAAGAACGGACAACAGUGGUUCCCAGUUCUGCUAAGACUGGUAAGGCCUUCAUGAUAGAGCUGAAAAGAUGCUUAAGUCAUGAGAACUUUAAGAUCAUCAUGGUGGCGCUACAGGCGUACAAAGCAACAGACGACCUCAAUGACCUUUUGACCAAUGUGACUGAACCCCUCAUACAAGACCCUAACACACACAGUCUGUUAAGAGGUCUUUACCAGUUCAUACGCCCGCACCAUAAGAACGAAUUUGAUGAGCGUUGUUGCGGGUUAACGGGUGAAGGGUGUGGAUAUAAACCCGAACACUCGCUUUCUAGAGAAGAGAGAGAGACUCUCAGACAAAACACAGUUGAAACGUCACAGGUAAACCCAACCGGUGACCAGCUGAAUUUGAGCCGACAGCUGAACCAAGGUGGUUCUCACAUGGGAACCAUACAACUGAAUGGAGGGGGUGGUAAAAUUGGAGUCAAUGUGAGAAAUGAAGAGCAGAAGCCCCAAACAUCCAUCAAAGAUGGUCUGUCCUGCUCGUCUUUUCUGUCAGACAUUAGACAGGCCAUUGGUGCAGAGAAAACUCGACAGAUGUUUUUAGCCCUGCAGGCGUACAAAACAACAAACAAUUAUGAACAGUUGGUGUCAACCGUUGUGAGUUUAUUGACAGAGAGAGAUGAAGAUAUCACUCUACUAACACGGUUAGCAGUGCUCAUUCGACCGCAGCACAGGACACAGUUUGAUGAGUUGUUAAAAUCUUUGACUGGAAAUGAUUCUGCUACACCUCAGGAUUCAGACAGGGGAGCAUCUGUUCAACCAAGUCAAGCUUCCCAGUUAUCUGCAGGAAAGACUCAAAGAAAGAUAUCAUCCUUUUUCUCCUGAAUGGUGCUGGCAGGCUGUUCAUUCAUUUUGACCUGUUUUAUUUGAAAAGCUCUUUGAGAUGCUGAAUCAAUAUCUCCACUUUUUUACUUAGACCAUGCAUAUGAUGUUUAUCCAGGAAAAUAUACGUUGAAAUGUUGCUCAACUGACAUAAUUAUUACAUAUUAUAAUUAAAUGUAUUUUUCUAUAAAUAAUGAUUUUUAAUAAAUAAAAGUUGUUAUAAUUGUUUA